AUGGCCUUCCACGUCAUUGUACCAGUCAACCCGCGACCUCGAGUGCCGUCGUCCAUUCUUCAGUAUCUACGCAAGUACCUCAACUACACGUUCUUGGAAGAGGAUCCCGACAUCCGCAGACUGAAGGCCAUGUCACCUGUCCACCUAUGGGAUCAGAAUUAUGUGCUGACUCGGGAAAGUCCACGACCCGCGCUAAACAUGCAUCCACCGCAGCCUGAAAGACUGGCGACGGGCCUAGUUGUGGUCCGCCAGGAUACUGGGGAUUACUGGGAGAUUGGACAUAGAGGCCCUGCUCCUGCGUUUAGUGAAAGAGAUUCUGGUGACAUCCUUACUAGACGGAAGCUAGGGGUGCCCCCAAGCGGCACGGUGGCUUGUAUUUUCUCAAAGACAAGCCGUCUCAAAAAGUUCUCUCCUGUCGGUCAGGACCCUAGUUUCGUACUCUACGAAAACAUCUUAACAAGGUUCUACAUUGCUGGUGUGACGGCCUCCACGCAUAGCACAGAACUAUAUAUCAUGUUGGAGUUCAUCCCCGUCACCUUGAGGAGCAACAGUCAGUUGAUGACUUGGCUAGAAGGCUUUGAAGCAUUGAAGCAGUCGCUGAAGGGUCUUGCACUUCUCCAUGAAGCGGACUUCCGCACGGAAAUAUCGGACCAGGGACCAUCGGUAUUGUGUCGAACUAUCAUAUCGAGGUAA
Molecule: messenger RNA, 693 nt
Organism: Uncinocarpus reesii 1704
Lineage: Eukaryota; Fungi; Ascomycota; Eurotiomycetes; Onygenales; Onygenaceae
Exons: 2
Coding region: 1-693 (230 amino acids)
Source: RefSeq, a predicted model, not a curated record